This is a messenger RNA of Coturnix japonica (Japanese quail), 2052 nucleotides long. It is a transcript of the gene AK2, whose product is annotated as adenylate kinase 2. Lineage: Eukaryota; Metazoa; Chordata; Aves; Galliformes; Phasianidae. The record is from RefSeq and is a predicted model, not a curated record. Gene Ontology annotation, molecular function: ATP binding; AMP kinase activity. Gene Ontology annotation, biological process: ADP biosynthetic process.
CCUCCCACCACGUGUCACCGUGACCCUGUUGCUCGCUGUGUGUCGGCCAUGGCUCCCAGCGCUCAGUCCGGUGGCCGCGGGCAGUCGCCGGGUUCUGGGCUCCGCCGGGGGAUCCGCGCGGUGCUACUGGGCCCGCCCGGCGCCGGGAAGGGCACCCAGGCUCCCAAGCUGGCUGAGACCUACUGCGUGUGCCAUCUGGCCACGGGGGACAUGCUGCGGGCCAUGGUGGCAUCGGGCUCCGAGCUGGGCAAGAGGCUCAAAGAGACGAUGGAUUCGGGGAAGCUGGUGAGCGAUGAGAUGGUGGUGGAGCUGAUUGAGAACAACCUCGACAGCCCUCCCUGCAAGAAUGGCUUCCUGCUGGACGGCUUCCCACGCACGGUGAAGCAGGCUGAGAUGCUGGAUGAGCUCCUGGAGAAGAGGAGUGAGAAACUGGACUCCGUCAUUGAGUUCAGCAUCCCCGACUCCCUGCUCAUACGGAGGAUCACAGGACGGCUGAUUCACCCAGCAAGUGGCCGCUCUUAUCACGAGGAGUUCAGACCCCCGAAAGAGCACAUGAAGGACGAUGUCACUGGAGAGCCCCUGAUCCGCCGUUCGGAUGAUAAUGAAACUGCCUUGAAAACCCGCCUGAAGGCCUACCACACACAGACCUCCCCCCUGGUCUCCUACUACAGCAAGCGAGGGAUCCAUACUGCGGUGGAUGCCUCCCAGUCUCCCGAUGUGGUGUUUGCUAGCAUCCUGGCAGCCUUCUCGAGAGCAACAUGUAAAGACCUGGUUAUGUUCAUUUAGGGCUCCGUCCCUGGAUGGAGCUCGCCCUUGUCUGUCUCUCUCCAUCUCUGUCUCUCUGUCUCUCUCUGUCUCUUUGGGGCCUGGGAGAGUGAAGAGCUAAGUAGAGUAGAAGAGGAGGGGAUGAUGCAGCCCGAGACAGGACUUUGCUAAUUCUCUAUUAAACAAGCUGUUAACGGUUUCCAUCUCUGUAUGUGAACGUCAGUCUGUGCACAUGAGGGCGAUCCGGCCCCUAGAGGUCGCAGUGUGACUGAGCACCAGCUGUCACAACUGAGCUCUGCACCCUUUGGGUCCAAGGGCUUUGGUUUCAUUCUAGAGCUGUAGCUCCCCAGAAGCAGCUGUACUUCCAGCUAUUCCUGGCUGCUCCCCAGAGGAUGAGCAGCAGUGGGAGGCAGAGCUUGGCUGUGUGUGCAGCCUGCUGCUGCUCAGGGCUGGGUGAGGACUUGUUUCCAUUGAAUGCAUGUUACCCUGUGGGACAGCAGGUUCCCCAGGAGCACAGUUUUCUCUCUGUUCUGAUGCUGCUUGUGGGGCAAAAAUAGGGUGAGUGACAAUGGGGGUUUUCAGUUUCUUGUUUGUGGACUCAAAGCUUGUCCCAGUUCAGGUGUGGACUCCAAUAUAGCAAAUAUUGGUGAGAGGCUUCUUUUUCAAGGAAAAAAACCACCCCAAACAACGUGAAGUCUGUGUUCAGAAUGCAGCCUCUGCAGCCAUUUGUUCUGUGGAGAACAAGAAAAGGACUUGGAUGUCAGCUCUAUUCCUGCACCCUUCCCUUGGCUUUGGCUGAGGAGAUGAAGGUGUGUUGAGCUUCCCCUGAUCCCAAUGUCUAAAUAAAGCCUUAUUGCAAAACAUGAUUUUUCAAGGCCCAGGGGACGGAGUUAUUAAGCACUGGCCUCACGUGCAGUUAUUAAGCACUGGCCUGAAGGCAGCCAGUGGCCCUUUUUGUGAGCUCAUGGAAAUUUACUUGUUUCUUGAGCAAGUCCUGGCGGCCCAUUUGUGCUUUGUGCUUGGACAUCUCAGAGCUGUUACACCACCGUAUACAACCUUGCGAGGCUGGUGACAACCUUUGCCCCAUGGGCUUCCAGCCCUGCCUAGAAGAUCUCACUGAAAACACAGAUUGGCCCAGAUAGAACUUCGUCCUUUGGCCUUACAUGUAUAUUUACUGAUUUACUGUUCCCAAGUCCUCUCUUUUGAGGAACAAGGCUCAUCUCAGCGCACUGAGUUGUGGGGGCUGCGUCCAGCACUGGUGCUCAGUCCUCUGAAAGCCCUUACAGU